AUGAUGGAGCAUGCAGAUGCUCCGGAGAAUGAAAAGGAUCGUCGGCCCUCAUGGUCUCAGUGUCAGCCACCCUCACAAAGCUCGCCUCCCGACCAUGUCGGCGAGCAGGUCUCAAUUCUCCGCGACCGAGAUGCCGAAAAGAUUCUGUCAUACGAUGCCGACGACUCGCCUUUCCCCGAGGUACGCGCAGUGAUCCAGCCCGUCGAUGACCUCGCCCUCCCGAUCAACACUGUUCGGAUGUGGAUAAUUGGUCUGGUGUUCACUAUUGUUGGAAGCGGAUUGAAUCAGUUCUUCAGCCUCCGCCAACCCAGUGUUACCAUUAGCUCCCUGGUAGCACAGCUGUUGGCGUUCCCCGUGGGCUGCGCCUGGGCUAGGUGGAUGCCGCUCGGAGUGAUUAACCCCGAUCGACACUUUAAUAUAAAAGAACAUGCGCUGAUCACGAUCAUGUCAAAUGUUUCCUUUGGCUCGGCCGCGGCCACUCAAGUCAUCGAGGCGGCGGUCAAAUUCUACGACAUGCCUUCGCAUGGGGGGUUCGAAGUGCUGUUGUGUAUUACCACGCAGCUUUUUGGAUUUGGACUAGCCGGUAUCACAGCUCGAUGGCUCGUCACACCCGCCUCGAUGGUAUGGCCGCAGGUUCUAUCCAACGCGGCGCUGCUCUCCACCCUCCAUUCUCGUGAAAAUGCUAUUGCUGAUGGUUGGCGUAUCACCCGGCUCCGCUUCUUUCUAUUCGUGUUCAUUGGAGGUGCGAUUUGGUACUUUGUACCUGGCUAUCUCUUCACAGGGCUAAGUACAUUCAGUUUCAUUUGCUGGAUUGUACCAGCCAAUGUGGUGGUGAAUCAGUUGUUUGGCCAAAUCACUGGACUAGGCAUGUCGGUCUUGACUUUUGAUUGGGCUCAGGUAGUCUAUGCCAACCAGAGCCCUCUCCUGGUACCCUUUUGGGCUGGACUCAACGUGAUGGGCUCAUUUAUGCUUUUCUUCUGGAUAAUAUGCCCCAUUAUCUACUACACCAACACCUGGUACUCGUCCUAUUUGCCCCUUCUCAACUCAAAUACGUUCGACAACACCGGACGGACCUAUGAUACGGGGCGUAUCAUGAAUGCGGAUGGGAGCGUGAAUCAAACAGCUUACCGUGACUAUUCUCCCAUGUUUCUUCCUGCGGGGUAUGCCAUCACAUUUGGGGUGGCUUUUGCCAAUCUUACGGGGAUCUUCUUCCACGUUGGCUUGUACCAUGGAAAAGACUUGUGGCAGCAAUGGAAAGGCACAGGCAAAGAGGAUAUCCAUGCUCGACUCAUGUCCGCCUACCAAAAGGUGCCCUGGUGGUGGUUCGGUGCAGUGACGGUGCUGAUGUUUAUCCUCAGCAUUGUUACGAACGAGGUCUGGAAUACAGGUCUCCCCGCUUGGGCAGUUUUAGUGGCCUUUUUGUUACCCGUGGUCUACUUUAUUCCUGUGGGAAUCAUCAAGGCUUUGACAAAUAUCAGUAGUAAUCAGUUGAAUCUGAUGACUGAGUUCCUUGGCGGCUAUGCCUUCCUCGGACGACCCCUCGCGAAUAUGGUUUUCAAAUUCUAUGGCUAUGUCGCCGUUCAGCAAGGCUUAGAAUUUGUUGCCGAUAUGAAGUUAGCGCACUACCUGCACAUUGCACCGCGCACUUUGUUUGUUGCCCAAGGUCUCGCUACUCUGGUCGGCGCGAUUGUUCAGUGCGGUGUUACCGUAUUCAUGAUCACUAAGAUUGACGGAGUCUGCACUUCUAACGCAGAAGGCAAUUUCACCUGUCCGCAUGGCCGAGUCACCUAUUCAUCUUCCCUCAUUUGGGGUGCGGUUGGGCCUGGUCGGCUUUUUUCCCCUGGUCAAAUAUACGGUAAUCUCCUAUGGUUCUUCCUUGUUGGGCCGGUGGUGGUCGUGUUCACGUAUCUCGUGGGCCGUCAUUGGAAACCAUUAAGCUAUUUGUCGUGGCCGGUGGCAUUUGGUGCAAUGAGUCUAGUUCCGCCGGCCACCGGAGUGAGCUUUUCUUCAUGGUGGGCUAUUAAUGUCAUUUUCAAUGGUAUAUUACGCCGCCGAAAACCAGCCUGGUGGUCAAAAUAUAACUACGUGCUAUCUGCUGCACUUGACUGUGGGGUUGCAAUAUCGACUGUCAUCAUCUUCUUCUGCAUCACUCUUCCAGCGGGCUCUUUGGACUGGUGGGGCAAUACUGUGUACAGCAACACUGCCGAUGGCAAAGGUACUCCAUAUAAAAAUCUACCAGCCCGCGGAUAUUUCGGACCUACAAAGGGGGCGUGGUCUUGA
Penicillium macrosclerotiorum is the source of this 2280-nucleotide messenger RNA. RefSeq lists its product as uncharacterized. Gene Ontology annotation, biological process: transmembrane transport. The transcript is spliced from 6 exons. Gene Ontology annotation, molecular function: oligopeptide transmembrane transporter activity. Bases 1 to 2280 code for a protein of 759 amino acids. The record is from RefSeq and is a predicted model, not a curated record. NCBI's taxonomy places the organism in Eukaryota, Fungi, Ascomycota, Eurotiomycetes, Eurotiales, Aspergillaceae.